Felis catus (domestic cat) is the source of this 1042-nucleotide messenger RNA. RefSeq names its product HIV-1 Tat interactive protein 2 (gene HTATIP2). The transcript has 6 exons. The coding region runs from base 14 to 892 and encodes 292 amino acids. Gene Ontology annotation, cellular component: cytoplasm. Lineage: Eukaryota; Metazoa; Chordata; Mammalia; Carnivora; Felidae. Gene Ontology annotation, biological process: import into nucleus. The record is from RefSeq and is a predicted model, not a curated record. Gene Ontology annotation, molecular function: oxidoreductase activity, acting on the aldehyde or oxo group of donors, NAD or NADP as acceptor; NAD binding.
GGGCAUCCGCCGAAUGGGGCGAGGGGACGCGGAUCCGCGGGGAAGGGGGGAUUCCCUGAUUCCCGGGCCCGCGGCGCUAAGCGCGGUGGCGGCGGCGGCGGCACUGCUGGCCGCCUUGCUCCUGCUGUGGCUUGAGGACGCGGGGCCGGGGGCCGGCUCCAGCAUGGCUGAGACUGAGGCGCUGCCGAAGCUUCGGGAAGACUUCAGGAUGCAGAAUAAAUCUGUCUUUAUUCUGGGGGCCAGCGGGGAAACCGGCAGAGUGCUCUUAAAAGAAAUCUUGGAACAGAACCUGUUUUCCAAAGUCACGCUCAUUGGCCGGAGAAAGCUCACCUUCGAUGAGGAAGCUUAUAAAAAUGUGAAUCAAGAAGUGGUGGACUUUGAAAAGUUGGAUGACUACGCUUCUGCCUUUCAAGGUCAUGAUGUUGGAUUCUGUUGCCUGGGUACCACCAGAAAAAAAGCCGGGGCGGAAGGAUUUGUUCGUGUCGAUCGAGAUUAUGUCCUCAAGUCUGCGGAGCUGGCAAAAGCUGGAGGCUGCAAACAUUUUAACUUGCUGUCCUCUAAAGGAGCUGAUAAGUCGAGCAAUUUUUUAUAUAUGCAAGUUAAGGGAGAAGUGGAAGCGAGGGUUGAAGAAUUACAAUUCGAACGUUACUCUGUGUUUAGGCCUGGAUUUCUCUUGUGUGAUAGGCAAGAAUCUCGUCCAGGUGAAUGGUUGGUUAGGAAGUUCUUUGGCUCCUUACCAGAAUCUUGGGCCCGUUGGCACUCUGUGCCGGUGGCAACUGUGGUUAGGGCAAUGCUGAACAACGCAGUGAACCCAAGUGGCAAGAAGAAGGAACUGCUGGAUAAUAACGCCAUCCAUGACCUGGGAAAAGCCGAUGACUCUCUCAAGCCGUGACCACGCUGGGGAAAUGCUUCCCCCUGUAAAAUGCAACACUCACCACCUAAUUGGUACUCUCGGUGUCUAAAAGAAGUCAGUGUGUCUUCACUGCGGUUUCACUAUUCUCAGCUGCCAGAUCCAAUAAAAAAAUUAUUGUGUUCUGCAUCA